Messenger RNA from Xiphias gladius (swordfish), 1500 nucleotides. It is a transcript of the gene tram1, whose product is annotated as translocation associated membrane protein 1. Gene Ontology annotation, biological process: protein insertion into ER membrane; SRP-dependent cotranslational protein targeting to membrane, translocation. The transcript has 11 exons. Bases 201 to 1313 code for a protein of 370 amino acids. Lineage: Eukaryota; Metazoa; Chordata; Actinopteri; Istiophoriformes; Xiphiidae. Gene Ontology annotation, cellular component: endoplasmic reticulum membrane. The record is from RefSeq and is a predicted model, not a curated record.
UCUGGCUGGUCAGGCGCAGCAGCUCUCUCUCCGUGGAUCCUCCCACUAAGGAGAGUGACACGCCAUUCAAUUGCUGCCUGGCCCUGUGCUUGUAGGAAGCAGGAGGGAGCCUUCUCGUGCAGAAGGGCAAUAAUAUUAUCUGAUAGAAACCGAAUACAUCGGCGUUGCGUGAAGCGUAAGUUGAGCCGAACCGUGUCGACAUGGGGAUCAGAAAAAAGAGUAACAAGAAUCCGCCGGUGCUGAGCCAUGAGUUUGUCAUCCAGAAUCAUGCAGAUAUUGUUUCCUGUGUUGCUAUGGUGUUCCUCCUCGGGCUGAUGUUUGAGGUCACCUCAAAGUUUGCAGUGUUAUUCAUAACUGUCCAGUACAAUGUCACCAUAUCAACAAAUGAAGGCCCAGAGGAGACAGCUGUGAACCACUUUCACCAUGGCAUCAAGGACUUGGCCACUAUCUUUUUCUACAUGCUGGUGGCCAUCAUCAUGCACGCCAUUAUCCAGGAAUAUGUGCUGGAUAAAAUCAACAGGAAGAAGCACUUCUCUAAAACCAAGCACAGCAAGUUCAACGAGUCAGGCCAACUCAGUGCAUUCUACUUUUUCUCCUUUGGCUGGGGCACAAGCAUCCUGCUCUCUGAGAAUUUCCUAUCCAUUCCAGUCACCCUGUGGGAGGGAUAUCCCCAUACACUAAUGCCAUUCCAGAUGAAAUUCUACUAUAUUUGUCAGCUGGGCUACUGGUUACACGCUCUCCCAGAAUUGUACUUCCAAAAGACAAAGAAGGAGGAUAUUCCACGCCAACUUGUGUACAUCUUCCUGUAUCUGGUCCACAUUGCCGGCUCCUACAUUCUGAAUCUGAACCGUCUGUGUCUGGUCCUGCUUGUGUUGCACUACUUUGUGGAGCUACUCUUCCACAUUUCCCGCCUCAUCUACUUCAGCAACGAGACCAGACAAACUGGUUUCACCAUAUGGGCCGUAGUGUUUGUCCUUGGGCGGUUGCUCACUCUGUCCUUGUCUGUCCUCACCGUGGGCUUUGGUCUUGCCACAGCUGAGAAUCAAGGCUUUGAUUUGGCUGCAGGAAACUUUAAUGUUCUUUUUGUCCGAAUAACUGUCCUGGCCGCUAUCUGCCUCACUCAGGCCUUCAUGAUGUGGAAAUUUAUCAACUUUCAGCUGCGCAGGUGGAGGGAGCAUGCCCAAGCUCAGACCUUGAAAAAGAAACAAGUUCCUUCUAAGAGCAAAUCAAAGAAAGACAAAGCCAAUGGAGUAAAUGGAGUGAACUCCCAUGGAGCUGAUUCACCAAGAGCAAGAAAAGAGAAGUCAUCAUAAAUACAUUCCCCUCAGCCCAUCCUAUCAACCCCUUCUCAAACAAGCAUCUCUCGCCGAGCAUCCAUGGCUGUGCCCAACCAACAGAUCCUCCAGUUUGCCACCCUGAUAUCAAUUUUUAGCUCCCACACAGGACUGACCUCCCAGCUGGACUUGAAGGGCCAGAAUGCAUUUAGCUUUGCUUGUCAUC